CAGAGAGUGGGCUGCUGGGUGGGAGCCGUGUCGGUCCUGGGCCUGUGGAGGGAAGUGAGACCCAGCAGCCCCUGCCCACCGUUUGCACCCCCCACGUGGGAGCUGCUCCCAGCCUCCCCGUAGAGACAGGGCCCUCCCGCCCCCCACCCCCGCCGCUGCCAUGGAUCACUCAUUCAGCGGGGCCCCCCGAUUCCUGACCCGGCCCAAGGCCUUUGUGGUGUCGGUGGGCAAGGACGCCACACUGAGCUGCCAGAUCGUGGGCAACCCGACGCCGCAAGUGAGCUGGGAGAAGGACCAGCUGCCGGUGGAGGAGGGUGCGCGCUUCCGCCUGGCCCAGGACGGCGACCUGUACCGGCUCACCAUCCUGGACCUGGCGCUGGGCGACAGCGGUCAGUACGUGUGCCGCGCGCGCAACGCCAUCGGCGAGGCCUUCGCAGCUGUCGGGCUGCAGGUGGACGCUGAGGCCGCUUGCGCCGAGCAGGCGCCCCACUUCCUGCUGCGGCCCACGUCCAUCCGCGUGCGCGAGGGCGCCGAGGCCACCUUCCGCUGCCGCGUGCGCGGCUCGCCGCCCAUGGCCGUGAGCUGGGCCAAGGACGGCCGGCGCCUGGGCGCGCCGGACGAGCCCCGCGUGCGCGUGGAGGCCCUCGGUGAGGCGAGCGCGCUGCGCAUCCGGGACGCGCGGCCCCGCGACGGCGGCACCUACACAGUGCGCGCCGAGAACCCGCUGGGCGCCGCCAGCGCGGACGCGGCGCUCACGGUGGACGCGGACGCGGACGCCGCCAGCCCGCCCGGGGCCUCCACGGCCGCGCUCCUGGCGCACCUGCAGCGGCGGCGCGAGGCCAUGCGCGCCGAGGGCGCCCCAGCCUCGCCUCCCGGUUCCGGCACGCGCACCUGUACGGUGACCGAGGGCAAGCACGCGCGUCUUAGCUGCUACGUGACCGGUGAGCCCAAGCCCGAGACGGUCUGGAAGAAGGAUGGGCAGCUGGUGGUGGAGGGCCGGCGACACGUGGUGUACGAGGACGCCCAGGAGAACUUCGUGCUCAAGAUCCUCUUCUGCAAGCAGUCGGACCGGGGCCUCUACACCUGCACGGCGUCCAACCUGGUGGGCCAGACCUACAGCUCCGUGCUGGUGGUCGUGCGAGAGCCCACCAUGCCCUUCAAGAAGCGACUGCAGGACCUGCAGGUGCAGGAGAAGGAGUCGGCUACGUUCCAGUGCGAGGUGCCGCUGCCGUCCACGGAGGCCGCGUGGUACAAGGAGGAGACGCGGCUGUGGGCUAGCGCCAAGUACGGCAUCGAGGAGGCGGGCACCGAGCGCCGGCUGACCGUGCGCAACGUGUCGGCGGACGACGACGCCGUCUACAUCUGCGAGACUGCGGAGGGCAGCCGCACAGUGGCGGAGCUGGCGGUGCAAGGCAACCUAGUCCGGAGGCUCCCCAGGAAGACGGCGGUGCGCGUGGGGGACACGGCCAUGUUCUGCGUGGAGCUGGCCAGGCCCGAGGACCCCGUCCACUGGCUGAGGAACCAGGAGGAGGUGGUGGCUGGGGGCCGAGUGGCCAUCACCACGGAUGGCAGGUGCCACACGCUAACCAUCUCCAAGUGCACCCUGGAGGACGUGGGCGAGGUGACCUUCACUGCCGGGGACUGCCGGACAUCCACUCAGUUCUUUGUGUCUGCCCCUAGGAAGCUGCCCCUGCAAGCCCCUGAGGCCCCCGUGGUAAAGGCCAGGACGGAGUGCUCUGUGACCCUUGGCUGGUCCCCACCACCCCACGGAGACCGCCCUGUCCCUAUCGACGGCUAUGUGGUGGAAAAGAAGCGGCUUGGCGCCUACACCUGGAGCCGGUGCCACGAGGCUGAGUGGGUGGCCACACAGGAGCUGACCAUAGCCAACAUGUCCGAGGAGGGGAACUUCCAGUUCCGGGUGUCAGCUGUGAACAGCUUUGGCCACAGCCCCUACCUCGAGUUCCCGGGGACUGUCCACCUGGCCCCCCAGCUGGCCGUGAAGACACCUCUGAAGGCAGUGGCAGCAGUGGAGGGUAGCGAGGUGACCUUCUCCGUGGACCUCACCUUGGCCUCGGCGGGCGAGUGGUUCCUGGACGGGCAGGCCCUGAAGGCCAGCAGUAUGUAUGUGAUCCGCCAGGAUGGCACUCGCCACACCCUCACCAUCCGUGCCGUGUCCGCCAGCCUGCAGGGCGCUGAGCUCAAGUUCAUGGCCAAUGGCAUUGAGAGCAGCAUCCGCAUGGAGGUCCGAGAGGCCCCAGGACUGACUGCCAGGCCUCCGGUGGCCACUGUGAGGGAGGUGCUGGCCCAGCUGCAUGAAGAGGCACAGCUCCUGGCUGAGCUGUCGGACCAGGCAGCGGCGGUGACAUGGCUGAAGGAUGGCCACGUGUUGCCACCAGGCCCCAAGUACGAGGUGCAGGCGUCAGCCGGGCAGCGGACCCUGCUGGUGCGGGAUGUGGUGCGAGAUGACGCUGGCCUGUACGAGUGCAUCAGCAAUGGGGGUCGCAUCGCCUACCAGCUCUCCGUGCAAGGGCUUACUCCCUUCCUGCGCAAGGACACAGCUGGCGGCUGCGUGGAGGCCGUGGCUGGAGGCCUGGCCCACUUCGAAUGUGAGACCUCCGAGGCCCACGUGCGUGUGCGCUGGUACAAGGAUGGCAUGGAGCUGAGCCGCUCCAGCCAGCGCUUCUCACAGGAGGAUGUGGGCACGCGACACCGGCUGGUGGCGGCCUCGGUCAGCAGGCAGGACGAGGGGACCUACUCGUGCCGCGUGGGCGAGGACUCCGUGGACUUCCAGCUGCUUGUCUCUGAGCCUACACCGGUGUUUGCGAAGGAGCAGCCAGCACGCAGUGAGGUGCAGGCCAAGGCGGGCGGCAGCGCCACGCUGAGCUGCGAGGUGGCCCAGGCCGGGACGGAGGUGACGUGGUACAAGGACGGGAAGAAGCUGAGUGCGAGCUCCAGGGUGCACGUGGAGGCCCAGGGCUGCAGCAGGAGGCUGGUGGUGCAGCAGGCGGGGCGGGCCGACGCUGGGGAGUACAGCUGCGAGGCCGGGGGCCAGAAGGUGUCCUUCCACCUGCACGUUGCAGAGCCCUCUGCGGUGUUUGCCAAGGAGCAGCCAGCACGCAGUGAGGUGCAGGCCAAGGCGGGCGGCAGCGCCACGCUGAGCUGCGAGGUGGCCCAGGCCGGGACGGAGGUGACGUGGUACAAGGACGGGAAGAAGCUGAGUGCGAGCUCCAGGGUGCACGUGGAGGCCCAGGGCUGCAGCAGGAGGCUGGUGGUGCAGCAGGCGGGGCGGGCCGAUGCCGGGGAGUACAGCUGCGAGGCCGGGGGCCAGAAGGUGUCCUUCCGCCUGGAUGUCACAGAGCCCUCUGUGGAGUUUGCGAAGGAGCAGCCAGCACGCAGUGAGGUGCAGGCCAAGGCGGGCGGCAGCGCCACGCUGAGCUGCGAGGUGGCCCAGGCCGGGACGGAGGUGACGUGGUACAAGGACGGGAAGAAGCUGAGUGCGAGCUCCAGGGUGCACGUGGAGGCCCAGGGCUGCAGCAGGAGGCUGGUGGUGCAGCAGGCGGGGCGGGCCGACGCCGGGGAGUACAGCUGCGAGGCCGGGGGCCAGAAGGUGUCCUUCCGCCUGGACGUCGCAGAGCCUACACCGGUGUUUGCGAAGGAGCAGCCAGCACGCAGUGAGGUGCAGGCCAAGGCGGGCGGCAGCGCCACGCUGAGCUGCGAGGUGGCCCAGGCCGGGACGGAGGUGACGUGGUACAAGGACGGGAAGAAGCUGAGUGCGAGCUCCAGGGUGCACGUGGAGGCCCAGGGCUGCAGCAGGAGGCUGGUGGUGCAGCAGGCGGGGCGGGCCGACGCCGGGGAGUACAGCUGCGAGGCCGGGGGCCAGAAGGUGUCCUUCCGCCUGGACGUCGCAGAGCCUACACCGGUGUUUGCCAAGGAGCAGCCAGCACGCAGUGAGGUGCAGGCCAAGGCGGGCGGCAGCGCCACGCUGAGCUGCGAGGUGGCCCAGGCCGGGACGGAGGUGACGUGGUACAAGGACGGGAAGAAGCUGAGUGCGAGCUCCAGGGUGCACGUGGAGGCCCAGGGCUGCAGCAGGAGGCUGGUGGUGCAGCAGGCGGGGCGGGCCGACGCCGGGGAGUACAGCUGCGAGGCCGGGGGCCAGAAGGUGUCCUUCCGCCUGGACGUCGCAGAGCCUACACCGGUGUUUGCCAAGGAGCAGCCAGCACGCAGUGAGGUGCAGGCCAAGGCGGGCGGCAGCGCCACGCUGAGCUGCGAGGUGGCCCAGGCCGGGACGGAGGUGACGUGGUACAAGGACGGGAAGAAGCUGAGUGCGAGCUCCAGGGUGCACGUGGAGGCCCAGGGCUGCAGCAGGAGGCUGGUGGUGCAGCAGGCGGGGCGGGCCGACGCCGGGGAGUACAGCUGCGAGGCCGGGGGCCAGAAGGUGUCCUUCCGCCUGGACGUCGCAGAGCCUACACCGGUGUUUGCCAAGGAGCAGCCAGCACGCAGUGAGGUGCAGGCCAAGGCGGGCGGCAGCGCCACGCUGAGCUGCGAGGUGGCCCAGGCCGGGACGGAGGUGACGUGGUACAAGGACGGGAAGAAGCUGAGUGCGAGCUCCAGGGUGCACGUGGAGGCCCAGGGCUGCAGCAGGAGGCUGGUGGUGCAGCAGGCGGGGCGGGCCGACGCCGGGGAGUACAGCUGCGAGGCCGGGGGCCAGAAGGUGUCCUUCCGCCUGGACGUCGCAGAGCCUACACCGGUGUUUGCCAAGGAGCAGCCAGCACGCAGUGAGGUGCAGGCCAAGGCGGGCGGCAGCGCCACGCUGAGCUGCGAGGUGGCCCAGGCCGGGACGGAGGUGACGUGGUACAAGGACGGGAAGAAGCUGAGUGCGAGCUCCAGGGUGCACGUGGAGGCCCAGGGCUGCAGCAGGAGGCUGGUGGUGCAGCAGGCGGGGCGGGCCGACGCCGGGGAGUACAGCUGCGAGGCCGGGGGCCAGAAGGUGUCCUUCCGCCUGGACGUCGCAGAGCCUACACCGGUGUUUGCCAAGGAGCAGCCAGCACGCAGUGAGGUGCAGGCCAAGGCGGGCGGCAGCGCCACGCUGAGCUGCGAGGUGGCCCAGGCCGGGACGGAGGUGACGUGGUACAAGGACGGGAAGAAGCUGAGUGCGAGCUCCAGGGUGCACGUGGAGGCCCAGGGCUGCAGCAGGAGGCUGGUGGUGCAGCAGGCGGGGCGGGCCGACGCCGGGGAGUACAGCUGCGAGGCCGGGGGCCAGAAGGUGUCCUUCCGCCUGGACGUCGCAGAGCCUACACCGGUGUUUGCCAAGGAGCAGCCAGCACGCAGUGAGGUGCAGGCCAAGGCGGGCGGCAGCGCCACGCUGAGCUGCGAGGUGGCCCAGGCCGGGACGGAGGUGACGUGGUACAAGGACGGGAAGAAGCUGAGUGCGAGCUCCAGGGUGCACGUGGAGGCCCAGGGCUGCAGCAGGAGGCUGGUGGUGCAGCAGGCGGGGCGGGCCGACGCCGGGGAGUACAGCUGCGAGGCCGGGGGCCAGAAGGUGUUUUUCAGUCUCGAGUUUGCAGAGCCGGAGCCUGAGCCCCCUACCCUGCAGAAACCUGGCCGCAGGGAGCCUCUGGUGGUCAGGGAGCAUGAGGACAUAUUCCUGACUGCCACGCUGGCGACACCCUCUGUGGCUGCGGUGACCUGGCUCAAGGACGGCGUGGAGAUCCGCAGAAGCAAGCGGCAUGAAAUGGCCAGCCUGGGGGUGACCCACACCCUGAAGAUCCGCGGAGCGCAAACCCUGGACAGCGCGGUCUACAGCUGCCGCGUGGGCACAGAGGGGCAGGAUUUCCCCGUGCAGGUGGAAGAGGUGGCAGCCAAGUUCUGCCAGCACCUGGAGCCCGCCAGCGGGGAGCUGGGCGGCACGGUGACGCUGGCCUGCGAGCUGAGCCCGCCACAGGCUGAGGUCGUGUGGCGCCACGGGAGCGCGCAGCUCCGGGCUGGCAAGCGCUUCCGCAUGGAAGCCGCGGGGCCCCGGCGCACGCUCACCGUGUCGGGCCUGCGGCUGGAGGAUGCAGGGGAGUACGCCUGCGAAACCCGCGACGACCGCACCAGCGCGCAGCUCACGGUCAGCGCUCCCCGCAUGGUCAAGUUCACGUCGGGGUUGAGCGCCGUGGUGGCCGAGGAGGGCAGUGAGGCCACCUUCCAGUGCGUCGUGUCCCCCAGCGACGCAGCGGUCUCGUGGUUCCGGGACGGCGCCCUGCUGCAGCCCAGCGAGAAGUUUCUAAUCUCGCAGAGCGGUGCCAGCCACAGCCUGACGGUGUGCAGCCUGACCCUGGAGGACUCUGGCCAGAUCACGGUGGAGGCUGAGGGUGUCUUGUCCUCUGCUGCUCUCCGCGUGCGAGAGGCCCCAGUGCUGUUCAGAAAGAAGCUAGAGCCACAGACAGUGGAAGAGCGGAGCUUGGUGACCAUGGAAGUGGAGCUGACUCGGCCGUGGCCUGAGGUUAAGUGGACGCGGAAUGCUACCGCCCUGGCGCCAGGCAAGAAUGUGGAGAUUCACGCGGAGAGCACCAGUCACCGCUUGAUUCUUCGCUGUGUGGGUUUUGCUGACCGUGGCUUCUAUGGGUGUGAGACUCCGGACGACAAGACCCAGGCCAAGCUCACCGUUGAAAUGCGCCAGGUCCGGCUGGUGCGGGGCCUGCAGGCAGUGGAGGCAUCGGAGCAGGGCACGGUCAGCAUGGAGGUGGAGCUGUCCCAUGACGAUGUGGAGGGCAGCUGGACGCAUGACGGCCUGCGGCUACAGCCAGGGCCCACAUGCCAGCUGGCGGUGCACGGCCCCAUCCACACCCUGACGCUAUUCGGGCUGCGGCCACAGGACAGUGGCCUCAUUGCUUUCAAAGCUGAGGGGGUGCACACGUCUGCACGGCUCGUAGUCACUGAGCUGCCUGUGAGGUUCAGCCGCCCCCUGCAGGACAUAGUGGCCACAGAGAAGGACAAGGUGACCCUGGAGUGUGAGCUGUCACGCCCCAACGUGGAUGUACGCUGGCUGAAGGACGGCGUGGAGCUGCGGGUGGGCAAGACAGUGGGCAUGGUGGCCCAAGGUGCAUGUCGGAGUCUCAUCAUUUACCGGUGUGAGCUCGGGGACCAGGGCGUGUACGUGUGUGACGCCCACGACACGCAGAGCUCAGCCUCCCUGAAGGUGCAAGGUCGCAAGGUCCAGAUCGUGAGGCCUCUGGAGGAUGUGGAGGUGAUGGAGAAGGAGGGCGCCACCUUCUCCUGUGAGGUCUCUCUCGAUGAGGUGCCAGCAGAGUGGUUCUGGGAGGGCAGCAAGCUCCGGCCCAGUGACAACGUGCGCAUCCGCCAGGAAGGAAGGACACACACGCUUAUCUACCGGAGGGUCCUGGUAGAAGAUGCAGGGGAGAUCAAAUUUGUGGUUGAAACUGCAGAAUCUCGAGCGCAGCUGCGAGUGAAAGAGCUGCCAGUGACCAUCUUGCGCCCGCUGCGGGACAAGAUAGCCAUGGAGAAGCACCGCGGAGUGCUGGAGUGCCAGAUGUCUCGGGCCAGCGCCCAGGUGCAGUGGUUCAAGGGCAGCGUGGAAUUGCAUUCUGGGCCCAAGUACGAGAUGGUCAGUGACGGCCUCUACCGGAAGCUAGUCAUCAAGGAUGUGCAGCCCGAGGACGAAGACACCUACACCUGCGAUGCUGGGGACGUGAAGACAAGCGCCCAGUUCUUCGUGGAAGAGCAAUCCAUCACCAUCGUGCGCGGCCUGCAGGACAUGACAGUGAUGGAACCUGCCCCUGCCUGGUUUGAGUGUGAGACUUCCAUCCCAUCGGUGCGGCCACCCAAGUGGCUCCUGGGAAAGACAGUGCUGCAGGCCGGGGCCAAUGUGGGCAUGGAGCAGGAGGGCACCGUGCACCGGCUGACACUGCGGCGCACCUGCUCCACCAUGACCGGCCCAGUGCACUUCACCAUUGGCAAGUCGCGCUCCACUGCGCGCCUGGUGGUCUCAGACAUCCCCAUGGUGCUCACACGGCCGCUGGAGCCCAAGGCAGGGCGCGAGCUGCAGUCAGUGGUCCUGUCCUGUGACUUCAAGCCGCCCCCCAAGGCUGUGCAGUGGUACAAGGAGGACACGCCCCUGGCACCCUCGGAGAAGUUCAAGAUGAUGCUGGAGGGCCACAUGGCUGAGCUGCGCAUUCUCCGCCUCACGCCUGCUGAUGCAGGCAUCUACCGGUGCCAGGCUGGCAGCGCCCAGAGCAGUGCCCAGGUCACGGUGGAAGCCCGCGAGGUGACCGUGACGCAGCCACUGCAGGACGCACAAGUCACGGAGGAGGGCCGGGCCUGUUUCUCAUGCGAGCUGUCCCAUGAGGACGAGGAGGUGGAGUGGUCGCUCAACGGCGCGCCUCUGUACAACGACAGCUUCCACGAGAUCACCCACGAGGGCCGUUGCCACACGCUGGUGCUGAAGCGGGUCCGGCGGGUGGACACAGGCACCGUGCGCGUCUCCUCCCCCAAAGUGUCGGCUACCGCCCGCCUGGAGGUCAAGGCAAAGCCGGUAGUGUUCCUGAAGGCCUUGGACGAUGUAUCCGCGGAGGAACGGGGCACGCUGGCCCUGCAGUGCGAGGUCUCAGACCCCCAGGCCUGCGUGGUGUGGCGAAAGGACGACGUGGAGCUGGGCCCCAGCGACAAGUAUGACUUCCUGCACACAGCGGGGACGCGUGGGCUCGUGGUGCACGACUUGAGCCGGGACGACACCGGCCUCUACACUUGCAGCGUGGGCUUGGAGGAGACCCGCGCCCAAGUCAUUGUGCACGACCUGCACGUAGGCAUCACCAAGAGACUCAAGACAGUGGAGGUGCUGGAGGGCCAGAGCUGCAGCUUUGAGUGUGUCCUGUCCCACGAGAGCACCGGCGAUGCAGCCACAUGGACCGUGGGCGGCAAGAUGGUGGGAGAUUCUGGCCGCUUCCGGGCCACACGCCAGGGCCGCAAGUACACCUUGGCUGUCCGAGAUGCUGCUGCUAGUGACGCUGGGGAGGUGGUGUUCUCCAUGCGGGACCUCACCUCCAAGGCCUCCCUCAUUGUCAGAGAGAGGCCAGUGGAUAUCACGAAGCCCCUGGAGGACCAGCGGGCCGCUCCGGGCGACGAUGUGGUGCUGAGCUGUGAGCUGUCUCGGGCCAGCACCCCGGUGCGGUGGCUAAGGGAUGGGAAGUCCAUUCGCAACAGUCAGAAGUACGAGCUGGUCACGGAAGGCACUCGGGCCAUGCUGGUGGUCCAUGCAGUCUCACUCAGGGAUUCGGGCCAAUACUCAUGUGAGACAGAGGCUUCCAAGACUACGGCGACCGUCUGUGUGGAAGAAAAGGCAAACAGAUUCAUGGAGGAGCUCGCUGAUGUGCAGGUGGAAGAGAAGGGCACGGCUGUGUUCAUGUGCAAGACAGAGCAUCCCGCAGCCAUGGUGACCUGGCGCAAGGGUGUCACAGAACUGCAUGCCUCAAGGAAGCACGUGCCCAGCCAGGAGGGCCUGACCUUGAAGCUCACCAUCAAUGCCCUGGAGAAGGCAGACAGUGACACCUACACCUGUGACAUUGGCCAGGCCUCUUCCCAGGCCCGGCUCCUGGUGCAAGGCCAGCGUGUACUCAUUACGGAGGCUCUGGAGGACGUGGAGGUGCGUGAGGGAGCCUCAGCCACCUUCUCCUGCCGCAUCUCCCCUGCCGACUAUGGGCCUGUCCACUGGUUCCUGGACAAGACGCCCCUGCACCCCAACGAGCUCAAUGAGAUCGAGGUUCAGCCAGGUGGCUACCACGUGUUAACCCUGCGGCAGCUUGCCCUCAAGGACUCGGGCACCAUCCACUUUGAGGCAGGGGACCAGCGGGCCUCGGCCACCCUUCGGGUCACAGAAAAGCCCAGCGUCUUCUCCCGGGAGCUCACAGAUACUACGGUCACAGAGGGGGAGGAGCUGACCCUGGUCUGCGAGAUCACCACCCUGGACGGCUCUGUGUGCUGGACCAAGGAUGGGAAGGUCCUGCGGCCAUCAGCCCGGUGCCAGCUGAGCCAGGAGGGCCACCGUGCCCAGCUGAUCAUUACGGGUGCCACCAUGCAGGACGGCGGGCGCUAUAAGUGUGAGGCUGGGGAUUCCUGGAGCAGCUCCAUUGUCAGGGUCCACGCACGGCCAGUGUGCUUCCGGGAAGGGCUACAGGACCUGGAUGUGCUGGAGGGGAGCGCUGCCACACUGCGCUGUGUGUUGUCCACGGUGGCUGCACCCGUGCAGUGGCACCGGGGAGACGAAGUUCUGCGGCCCGGAGGCAAGUACAGCAUGCGGCAGGACGGCCCAGUGCUGGAGCUGGUGGUGCGGGACCUGCGGCCCCAGGACAGUGGGCAGUACUCCUGCUGCUUCGGGGACCAGAUGACCCUGGCCACCCUCAAUGUGAAGGCCCAGCCCACCGAGUUCAUAGGGAGACUGAGGAACAAGGAAGCCACGGAAGGGGCCACGGCCACGCUGCGCUGCGAGCUGAGCAAGGCGGCCCCCGUGGAGUGGAGGAAGGGGCCUGAGGCCCUCAGAGCCGGGGACAGGGUCAGCCUGAGGCAGGACGGGGCCGUGUGCGAGCUGCAGAUCCGGGGCCUGGCCGUGGAGGACUCCGGGGAGUACUCGUGCGUGUGCGGGCAGGAGAGGACGGCGGCCGUGCUCACCGUCAGGGCGCUGCCCGCCAAGUUCACCAAGGGCCUGAGGAAGGAGGAGGCCACGGAAGGGGCCACGGCCACGCUGCGCUGCGAGCUGAGCAAGGCGGCCCCCGUGGAGUGGAGGAAGGGGCCUGAGGCCCUCAGAGCCGGGGACAGGGUCAGCCUGAGGCAGGACGGGGCCGUGUGCGAGCUGCAGAUCCGGGGCCUGGCCGUGGAGGACUCCGGGGAGUACUCGUGCGUGUGCGGGCAGGAGAGGACGGCGGCCGUGCUCACCGUCAGGGAGCUGCCCACCAAGUUCACAAAAAGUCUAAGGAAUGAAGAGGCCUCGGAAGGGGCCACGGCCACGCUGCGCUGCGAGCUGAGCAAGGCGGCCCCCGUGGAGUGGAGGAAGGGGCCUGAGGCCCUCAGAGCCGGGGACAGGGUCAGCCUGAGGCAGGACGGGGCCGUGUGCGAGCUGCAGAUCCGGGGCCUGGCCAUGGAGGACUCCGGGGAGUACUCGUGCGUGUGUGGGCAGGAGAGGACGGCGGCCGUGCUCACCGUCAGGGCUGCCCAGGUGGUGUUCAAGGAGCCUCUCCGGAGCCUGCAGGCCAAGGAGGGUACAUCAGUCACCCUGCGCUGUGAACUGUCCCAGCCCGGUGCCACUGUGGUCUGGAGCAAGGGCGGCCUGGAGCUGCAGGCUGACUCACGCCGGGAGCCUCGGCAGCAGGGCCCCACGGUGGAGCUUGUGCUGCGGGACCUGCACCGGGGGGACUCAGGGGAGUACACCUGUGCCUGUGGCCUGCAGUCCACCAGUGCCACCCUCACCAUUACAGCUGCACCUGUGCAGUUCCUCAGGGAGCUGGAGGCCCAGGAGGUGGACGAAGGUGCCACGGCAUGCCUGCGUUGCGAGCUGAGCCAAGAGUGUGCCAGCGUGGACUGGCGCAAGGGUUCCCUGCAGCUUUUCCCUUGUGCCAAGUACCAGAUGGUGCAGAAGGGAACAACCGUGGAGCUGCUGGUGCGAAGCGCAGAGCAGGAGGACGCCGGCCACUACACCUGUGACACUGGCCACACGCAGAGCACAGCCAGCCUCUCUGUCCGAGCCUGCAGACCCGUGUUCCAGGAGGAGCUGCAGAGCACGGAGCAGGAAGCAGGCGGUGUGGCCUGGCUGCACUGCCAGCUGAGCAAGGCAGAGACUGAUGUCCCAGUGCAGUGGCUCAAGGAGGGUGUGGAGCUGCACCUGAGCCCCAAAUAUGAGAUAAGGCGCGUGGGAACCACGUGUGAGCUGCUCAUCCACGGGCUAGAGCCCAAAGACACUGGCGAGUACGUCUGCGUGGCCGGUGGUCAGAAAACCAUGGCUUCUGUCAUGGUCAAAGAACCAGAGGUGACCAUCGUGCGGGGGCUGGUGGAUGCUGAGGUGCAGGUCGACGGGGAUGUGGAGUUCAGUUGCGAGGUGUCACGGGCCGGCGUCACGAAUGUGGAGUGGCGGCUCCAAGGCCUGCCCCUGCAGAGCAACGAGGUGACGGAGGUGUCCGUGCGAGGUGGCCGCACCCACAUGCUGCAGCUGAAGGGUGUGACACCAGAGGAUGCGGGCACCGUCUCCUUCCAUGUGGGCAUGCACACAUCCUCCGCCCAGCUCACUGUCCGAGUCCCCGAGGUCACCAUUGUGGAGGCCCUACAGGAUGUGCAGCUCAGUGAGGGCCAGGAUGCCCACUUCCGGUGCCAGCUGUCCAGGGCCUCUGGCCAGGAGGCCCACUGGGCCCUGGGAGGGGUGCCCUUGAAAGCCAACGAGAUGAAUGACAUCACAGUAGAGCAUGGCACGCUCCACUUGCUCACCCUGCACAAGGUAACCCUGGAGGAUGCUGGAACCAUCAGUUUCCAAGUGGGCUCGUGUAGCUCGGAGGCCCAGCUAAAGGUCACAGAGGCAGCACCAUGCCUGGUACGUGGCUUGCAGAAUGUGGACGUCUUUGCGGGGGAGGUGGCCACGUUCUCCUGUGAGGUGUCCCGUGCGGGUGGGCCGGAGGCCCGCUGGUGGCUGGAUGGCACCCUGCUGCAGGAUGGCCCCCAGAGUGCCAUCUCCGUGCGUGACGGGACCUUCCACUCCCUCACACUCUCGGGCCUGGGGGUUGCCGACUCCGGCACCAUCACCUACCGCGCAGGGCCCCUGGUCUCCACGGCCAAGUUGUUGGUCAAAGAUCCCACGGUGGAGGUGGUCAGUGCCAUGCAGGACCUGGUGGUGGAGGAGGGCGGCCCGGCCGAGCUCCUCUGCCAGUACUCACGGCCCGUGCAGGCCACGUGGAAGAUGGACGAGCAGGAGGUGCGCGCCGACGGGCGCCGUGUCGUCAUAGAGCAGGACUGGACCGUGGCCAGGUUGUCCUUCCGGCCGGCCUUGCCCUGCGACAGUGGCAUCUAUUCUUGUGAGGCUGCGGGCACCCAUGUGGUGGCCCUGCUGCAAGUGCAAGCCAAGAACACCGUGGUGCGCGGUUUGGAGAACGUGGACACACUGGAAGGUGGCGAGGCACUGUUCGAGUGCCAGCUGUCCCGCCCUGAGGUGGCCGCCCACACCUGGCUGCUGGACGAUGAGCCUGUGCACACCUCAGAAAACGCGGAGGUGGUCUACUUCGAGAACGGUCUUCGGCAUCUGCUUCUGCUCAAAAACCUGCGGCCGCAGGACAGUUGCCGGGUGACCUUCCUGGCGGGGGAUGUGGUGACUUCCGCAUUCCUCACAGUCAGAGGCUGGCGCCUGGACGUCCUGGAGUCGCCACAGGACGCGUCGGUGCGAGUUGGUGGGCCGGCCCGCUUUACCUGCACGCUGAGCGAGGCGGUGCCGGUGGGCGAGGCCACCUGGUACAUCAAUGGGGCCGCGGUGCAGCCGGACGACCCUGACUGGACGGUCACUGCAGAUGGCAGCCACCACGCCUUGCUGCUGCGCGGUGCCCAGCCACACCACGCUGGCGAGGUCACCUUCGCCGCCCACGACGCCGUGGCCUCCGCGCGGCUCACCGUGCUGAGCCUCCCGGACCCCCCAGAGGACGCUGAGGUGGUGGCGCAAAGUGGCCGCUCUGUGACGCUGUCAUGGGUGGCGCCAGCAAGCGAUGGUGGCGGUGGGCUGUGCGGCUAUCGGGUGGAGAUGAAGGCGGCCACCACGGGCGAGUGGCAGCUGUGCCACGAGCUGGUGCCCGGGCCUGAGUGCAUCGUGGACGGCCUGGCCCCCGGGGAGUCCUACCGCUUCCGCGUGGCAGCGGUGGGCCCAGUGGGGGCUGGGGAGCCAGUGCACCUGCCCCAGACAGUGAGGCUAGAGCCCCCCGCUCCAGCACCCCCAGCUCCAGAGACCCGGGCUCCGGCACCCCCCACCCUAGUGCCCCCAGCUCCAGAGACCCGGGCUCCUGCGCACCCAGUUCCUGCGCCCCUGGCUCCCAUGCUCCCUGCUCCAGAGACCCGGCAGGUGGGUGCCGGCGAGGACCUGUGUCUGGAGUGCGAGGUGGCCGAGGCAGGUGAGGUUGUCUGGCUGAAGGGGACGGAGCUCAUCCAACCUGGCGGGCGCGUCCAGGUUCUCUGCCGGGGUCAGCAACAUACGCUGGUCAUCCGGGGCUUCUCGGCGGAGGACCAGGGGGAGUACUGCUGCAGCCCUGCCUGGGACCCCACCUCUUCUGCAGCCACUGCCUCCUUCCAGGUGGAGCUGACCCCAGGAUCCAGGGAUGAGGCCCCUGUGCAGCCCAGCCUGCCCCCUGAGGCGGCCCAAGAGGGUGACCUGCACCUGCUGUGGGAAGCCCUGGCACGGAAGCGCCGCAUGAGCCGUGAGCCCACGCUGGACUCCAUCAGUGAGCUGCCCGAGGAGGACGGGCGUGUGCAGCGCCUGCGGCAGGAGGCAGAGGAAGCGGCCCCUGACCUGUCCGAGGACUACUCCACGGCAGACGAGCUGGCACGCACUGGGGAGGCUGACCUCUCGCACACCAGCUCUGAUGACGAGUCCCGGGCAGGCACUCCUUCCCUGGUUACCUACCUCAAGAAGGCUGGAAGGCCCAGCACCUCACCCCCAGCCAGCAAGGUCGGGGUUCCCACAGUCCCAUCUGGGAGGCCACAGAAGCAUCAGGAGCAGCCAGCUGCAGCUCGCUCUGCACCAGCAGACCUGAGGGCUGAGGACCUGAGUGACCCGUCCAUGGACAAAGCAGCCGUGAAGAUCCAGGCUGCCUUUAAGGGCUACAAGGUCCGCAAGGAGAUGAAGCAGCAGGAGGGACCUGCGUUCUCCCGCACGUUCAGGGACACUGAGGUCCAGGUGGGGGAUGUCCUGCGUCUGGAGUGUGUGGUGUCCAGCAAGGCGGACGUGCGUGCCUGCUGGCUGAAGGAUGGUGUGGAGCUGACUGACGGCCGGCACCACCACAUCGACCAGCUUGGGGACGGCACCUGUUCUCUGCUGGUCACGGGCCUGGGCCGUGCUGAUGCCGGCCGCUACACCUGCCAGGUGAGCAGCAAGUUCGGCCAUGUGGCCCACAGCGCGUGUGUGGUGGUCAGCGGGACAGAGAGUGAGGCGGAGAGCUCCUCGGGGGGUGAGCUGGAUGACGCCUUCCGCCGGGCAGCCCGGCGGUUGCACCGCCUCUUCCGCACGAAGAGCCCCACCGAGGUUUCAGAUGAAGAGAUCUUCGUCAGUGCAGAUGAGGGCCCCGCGGAGCCCCAGGAGCCCCAGGAGCCCGGGGACUGGCAGACCUACCAUGAAGAUGAGCGCUUCGUCUACAUCCGCUUCGAGUCACUCGCUGAGUCCCAGCGCGCUGCCGCGUGCUUCCGGGAGAUGUUUGGCACCAUGGGCAUCGGGGUGGACAUCAGCUUGUCGGAGCAGGGGCCCCGGGGGGUGGAGAUGCGCAUCAGCAAAGUGGCCCCGGCCCCUGCGGCACCCCAGGAGAGGGCGCUCCCCGCGCUCCCCGCGCUGACCUCCGAGGCUGCCCCGGUGUUCCUGACUGAGCUGCAGAAUCAAGAAGUGCUGGAUGGGUAUCCCGUGAGCUUCGACUGUGUGGUGGCAGGCCAGCCUGUGCCCACCGUGUGCUGGUUCAAGGACGGCAGGAUGCUGGAGGAGGAUGACCACUACAUGAUCAGUGAGGACCAGCAGGGCGGCCACCAGCUCAUCAUUACGGCCGUGGUGCCCGCAGACAUGGGCGUCUACCGCUGCAUGGCUGAGAACAGUGUGGGUGUGUCCUCUACCAAGGCGGAGCUCCGUGUAGACCUGACCAGCACAGACUAUGAAACUGCGGCAGAUGCCACAGAGACCUCCUCCUACUUCAGCGCCCAGGGCUACCUGUCCAGCCGGGAGCAAGAGGGUACGGAAUCUACCUCGGAGGAGGGGCAGCUGCCCCAGGUGGUGGAGGAGCUGAAAGAUCUCCAGGUGGCCCCCGGCACACGCCUGGCCAAGUUCCAGGUCAAAGUGAAAGGCUACCCGGCACCCCGACUGUACUGGUUCAAAGAUGGGCAGCCCCUGACGGCUUCUGAGCACAUCCACAUGGCUGACCGGAAGACGCUGCACACCCUGGAGGUCGUGUCGGUCACCUGCGAGGAUGAUGGCCAGUACUCGGCCUACAUCAGCAACGCUGUGGGCGCUGCCUACUCGUCCGCUCGGCUGAUUGUCCGGGGCCCCAAAGAUCCUGAAGAGAAGCCCGCGUCGGAUGUGCAGCAGCAGCUGGUACCACCCCGGUUCCUGGAAAGAUUCACCUCCAAAAAAGUGAAGAAAGGCUCCAGCAUCACCUUCUCAGUGAAGGUGGAAGGAUUCCCGGCCCCAGCUGUGCACUGGCUUCGGGAGGAGGCUGAGCGCGGUGUGCUGUGGAUUGGCCGCGACACGCCAGGCUACACAGUGGCCAGCUCUGCCCAGCAGCACAGCCUGGUCCUGCUGGACGUGGGCAGGCCGCACCAGGGCACCUACACUUGCAUCGCUACCAAUGCUGCCGGCCAGGCCCUCUGCUCUGCCAGCCUGCACGUCUCUGGCUUGCCUAAGGAGACCAGGGUGGCGGAGGAGCAUGCUGGGGUGAAGGAGGCUCUCAUCUCUACUUUCCUACAAGGGACCCAAGCCAUUUCCACACAGAUGUCAGAACCUGUGGGAUUCGCUGACCUUGCUGGGCAGAGGAAAGAGCCCACAGCAGUGGAGGCCCGUGGCCACUUGUCCCUGGCUGAGGUGGGCACAGAGGAGUUCCUGCAGAAGCUCACAUCCCAGAUCACCGAGAUUGUGUCGGCCAAGAUCACACAUGCCAAGCUGCAGGUGCCGGGAGGUGACAGCGAUGAGGAAUCCAAGACGCCUUCCGCAUCCCCCUGGCAUGGCCGUUCCCGCCCCUCCUCCAGUGUCCAGGAGUCGUCCUCAGAGUCAGAGGAUGGAGACUCACGAGGCGAGAUCUUUGAUAUCUACGUGGUCACGGCUGACUACUUGCCCCUGGGGGCAGAGCAGGAUGCCCUCUCACUGCGGGAGGGCCAGUACGUGGAGGUGCUAGACUCGGCCCACCCCCUGCGCUGGCUCGUGCGCACCAAACCCACCAAAUCCAGCCCCUCUCGGCAAGGCUGGGUGUCCCCUGCUUACCUGGACAGGCGGCUUAAGCUGUCACCCGAGUGGGGGCCCACCGAGGCCCCCGAGUUCCCGGGGGAGGCCGUGUCUGAGGAUGAAUACAAGACAAGGCUGAGCUCCAUCAUCCAGGACCUGCUGAGCUCUGAGCAGACCUUUGUGGGUAAGCUGCAGUUCCUGCAGAGCCACCACGUGCAGCACCUGGACCGCUGCCCUCACGUGCCCACGGCUGUGGCCAGCCAGAAGGCGGUCAUCUUCCGCAACGUGCAGGACAUCUGCCGCUUCCACAGCAGCUUCCAGCGGGAGCUGCAGAGCUGUGACACGGAUGACGAUGUGGCCAUGUGCUUCAUCAAGAAUCAGGCGGCCUUCGAGCAGUACCUGGCAUUCCUGGUGGGCCGAGUACAGGCUGAGUCAGCAGUGGUCAGCCCGGCUGUGCAGGAGUUCUACAAGAAAUACACAGAAGAGGUGCUGUCGGCCGCAGACCCCUCGCAGCCGCCCCCACCACCCCUGCAGCACUUUCUGGAACAGCCCGUGGAGCGGGUCCAGCAGUACCAGGCCCUGCUCAAGGAGCUGAUCCGCAACAAGGCAAGGAACGCGCAGAACUGUGCGCUGCUGGAGCAGGCGUACGCUGUGGUGUCGGCCCUGCCGCAGCGCGCUGAAAACCAGCUGCACCUGUCACUCAUGGAGAACUACCCGGGCACCCUGGAGGCACUGGGCGAGCCCAUCCGUCAGGGCCACUUCAUCGUGUGGGAGGGGGCACCGGGCGCACGGAUGCCCUGGAAGGGCCACCACCGGCACGUCUUCCUGUUCCGCCACCACCUGCUGGUCUGUAAGCCCCGCAGGGAUUCCCGCACCGACACUUUCAGCUACGUCUUCCGGAACAUGAUGAAGCUGAGCAGCAUCGACCUCAACGACCAGGUGGAGGGUGAUGACCGUGCCUUUGAGGUGUGGCACGAGCGGGAGGACUCCGUGCGGAAGUACGUGCUGCAGGCGCGGACAGUCAUCACCAAGAGCUCCUGGGUGAAGGAGAUCUGCGGCCUACAGCAGCGCCUGGCCCUGCCUGUGUGGCACCCACCAGAUUUCGAGGAGGAGCUGGCGGACUGCACAGCUGAGCUGGGUGAGACGGUGAAGCUGGCCUGCCGCGUGACGGGCACCCCAAAGCCCAUCGUCAGCUGGUACAAAGAUGGAAAGCCAGUGGAGGUGGAUCCACACCACAUCCUCAUUGAAGACCCUGAUGGCUCAUGUGCCCUCAUUCUGGACAACCUGACUGGAGUGGACUCUGGCCAGUACAUGUGCUUUGCGGCCAGUGCUUCUGGCAAUGCCAGCACACUGGGCAAAAUCCUGGUGCAAGUACCCCCACGGUUUGUGAAAAAGGUCCGGGCAGUGCCUUUUGUGGAGGGAGAGGACGCUCAGGUCACCUGCACCAUCGAAGGUGCCCCACACCCGCAGAUCAGGUGGUACAAGGACGGGGCUCUGCUGACGCCUAGCAGCAAAUACCGAACCCUGAGCGAGCCCCGCAGCGGUCUGCUGGUGCUGGAGAUCCUGGCGGCCAGCAAGGAGGACCUGGGCCAUUAUGAGUGUGAGUUGGUGAACCAGCUGGGCUCUGUGAGGGGCGGGGCAGAGCUGUGCGUGCAGAGCCCUGUUGUUCGGGCCCGGGAACAGCUUCACAGGGAGCAGCUUGCAGCCGUGGAAGACGCUGCUGUCUCUCCUCCUGCCCUGGAGCCAGCAGACCAGGAGAUCACGUCUGUCCCAAGGAUGCUGGUGUGCCCCGAGGCUCCAGGACCCUCCACAGGGGACCAUGCCAGCCCUGGCCCUAGAGGGCCACCCAAAGCCCAGGAGUCUGGCCCCCAACUCUUAGGCAUGGAGGCUGCAGAUUCAUCUGUUGAGCCGCAGAAGAUUCCACAGCCUCUCCCCAAGGAGGACCAGGAGCGGGACUUGGGGGACCAUGCUGAGGGCCAGGAAUGCACUGUGCCCAUCCGGAUGGAGGGUGCAGCCUGGCUGGGGGCAGGUGCAGGGGAGCUAUGGGACAUCCACAGCCACGUGUUCAUGGAGACCACACAUCGGACAUACGUGUACCAGGCCAGCGACACGGGUGCCACAAGAUCCCCGUCCAUGCAGGUCACCAUCGAGGAUGUGCAGGCACAGAAGGGCAGCACAGCCCAGUUCCAGGCAGUCAUUGAUGGCAACCCGCAGCCCACAGUAACCUGGUACCGGGACAACUCCCAGCUGGUGGAUGGCACCCGGCUCAGCCAGCAGCGGGAAGGCACCACCUACUCCCUGGUGCUGAGGGACGUGACACACAGUGAUGCGGGUGUCUACACGUGCCUGGCCCGCAACGCGGGUGGACAGGUGCUGUGUAAAGCGGAGCUGGUGGUCCAUGGGGGAGACAGCGAACCCGACUCUGAGAAGCAGAGCUACCGAAGGAAACUGCACUCUUUCUACGAGGUCAAGGAGGAAAUUGGAAGGGGCGUGUUCGGCUUCGUGAAGAGAGCGCAGCACAAGGGAAGCCAGAUGUCCUGCGCAGCCAAGUUCAUCCCGCUGCGGAGCAGGACACGCACCCAGGCCUACCGCGAGCGGGACAUCCUGGCCACGCUGAGCCACCCGCUGGUAACAGGGCUGCUGGACCAGUUUGAGACCCGGAAGACCCUGAUCCUUGUCUUGGAGCUGUGCUCGUCGGAGGAGCUGCUGGACCGUCUGUUCAAGAAGAGUGUGGUGACCGAGGCGGAGGUCAAGGUCUAUGUCCAGCAGCUGGUGGAGGGGCUACAGUACCUGCACAGCCACAGCGUUCUGCACCUGGACAUAAAGCCCCCCAAUAUCCUGAUGGUACAUCCUGCUCGGGAAGACAUUAAAAUCUGCGAUUUUGGCUUUGCCCAAAACAUCACCCCAGGAGAGCCACAGUACAGCAAGUAUGGCUCCCCAGAAUUUGUGUCUCCCGAGAUCAUCGAGCAGACCCCAGUGAGCGAGGCCUCCGACAUCUGGUCCAUGGGCGUCAUCUCCUACCUCAGCCUGACCUGCUCAUCACCAUUCGCUGGUGAGAGUGACCGAGCCACACUCCUGAACGUGCUGGAGGGGCGGGUGUCCUGGAACAGCCCCAUGACUGCCCACCUCAGCAAGCAUGCCCAGGACUUCAUCAAGGCUACCCUGCAAAGGGCCCCAAAGGCCCGGCCCAGCGCAGCCAAAUGCCUCACACACCCCUGGUUCCAGACUUCCGUGCCCGCGGAGGAGGCCCACUUCAUCAACACCAAGCAACUCAAGUUUCUGCUGGCCCGCAGCCGCUGGCAGCGCUCCCUGAUGAGCUACAAGUCCAUCCUGGUGAUGCGCUCCAUCCCCGAGCUGCUCCGGGGCCCGCCCGACAGCCCGUCCCUCGGGGUGGCGCGGCACCUGCGCGGUGGCGCCAGCGCCUCCUCCAGCAGCUCGUCCUCCUCCUCCGACAACGAGCUGGCCCCUUUCGCCCGGGCCAAGUCGCUGCCGCCGUCUCCGGUGACCCACUCGCCGCUGCUGCACCCGCGGGGCUUCCUGCGGCCGUCGGCCAGCCUGCCCGAGGAGGCCGAGGCCCGCGCGCCGCCUGCCGCCGCGCCCCCGCCCGCGGCGCCCCCCGCCGCCCCGGGCUGCGUGCCGCGGCAGAGCGUCGUCCGCAGCCUCUUCUACCAGCAGGCGGCCGAGGGCCCGGAGCGCGGAGGGCCCGCGGGUGGCAGGAGGCCCCCGGCGCGGCGGCGGCACCUGCUCCAGGGCGGCUACUUCGCCCGCGCCCUGCCUGGCCUGCGGGAGCCACUGCUGGAGCACCGCGCGCUGGAGGAGGCGGCGGCCCGCGACGAGCAGGCCGCCCUGCUGGCCAAGGCGCCCGCCUCCGAGAGCGCCCGCGGGGCCCCGGGCCACAGCCCAUCCCUGGAGCUCGGGGGCGCGCGCAGCCGCAGCCCCUCGGCCGAGGCCUGCGGCGGCGGCCAGGGCGCUACCCCGGCUCCCUCAGACGCCCCGAUGGACUCCGGGCAGAGCUGGCGGCGAGGCGCCACAGUUGCCCGGGAGAGGGAGCUGCCAGAGGGACCCCAGCAGGGGCCAAGACUGUUUCAGUCCAUCACCGGGGCCCUGGGGUCCACCCAGCAAGAGGGGUCAUCUCAGGACAGCUGUGGGAGGCAGUGGGGUCCUACUGCCCUGGAAGGCGGGGUCCCCCCUCCGGCCAUUAUACCACAGGCUCCGGGCUCUUUCCCUACAAAACAGUGCCCGGGGUCCCUCUCAGCUCCCUCCAGCUCCCUCCUCUCCCCGGAGCCAAAGGGGUUCCUGUCCCUAGCCCAAGAGGGUCCCCAGCCAGGCGGUAAGACAGAACUGCAGGACAGCCCUCUCCCUGGGAGGCGGGGCCCCCCUAGCGCCCCAGGGCUGGCCUCCCCAGUGGGAACGGAGCCUGGGCCCACCCAGGAUAGGGAGGGCCUGGCUGCAGAGCCUGAGGAGGCUCUUGAGUGGGAACCCAGCCUGCAGCGGCCUCAGGAGCAGGCUACAACACGGAAGUUCUCCCUGGGGGCAUGGCGUGGAGGCUACGCAGGCGUGGCUGGCUAUGGCACCUUUGCCUUCGGUGGGGAUGCAGGGGGCAUGCUGGGGCAGGGUCCCCUGUGGGCCAGGAUGGCCUGGGCCACUUCUCAGUCCUCAGAGGAGCGUGAUGAAGUAGGGGCCCAGAGCCCGCCACCCCAGGCCAGCAAAGCGCCCCUUCCCAAGGGCAGUGGGGCACCCCCACUGGCCUCCCCGGAGCUGAGUGCGUGGGAAGGCUUUGGUGGUGGCUCUCAGGUGUCCCUGGUGCAGAUCCGAGACCUGUCUGGGGACUCCGAGACAGCAGACACCAUAUCCCUGGACAUCUCAGAGGUGGAGCCUGCCUACCUCAACCUGUCUGACCUGUAUGACAUCAAGUACCUCCCUUUUGAGUUCAUGAUCUUCAGGAGGGUCCCCAAGCCUGUGGAGCCAGAGCCACCAUCCUCCCCUGAGUCUGAGGCCGGGGAGGAGUUGGCCACGCUCCCGGAGGCCGGGUGGCCCUGGCCAGGUGCCCUGGGCACACCAGCCAGCUUGCACAUCACUGAGGAGCCAGAGGACAUGGAGACCCUGCUCAGAGAGGCCACGGGCAGCAGGAAGCGCAAAUGGUCGCCCCCCGCCCGUGACCUCUUCCAUCUCCCAGGAAGGCAUGUGCUGCCAGAGGAGCAGGAGCCCAUGGAGCUGGGCCUUCGCCGGAGGGUGAGGGCGUCUGUGGCCCACAUCUCCCGCCUCCUGAAGGGCAGGCCUGAAGGCCCAGAGAAAGAGAGCCCCCCAAGGAAGAAGGCAGGCCUGGCUUCCUUCCGGCUGGGCCUGAAGAGCAGGGACCAAGCGCCAUCCUUUCUACGGGAGCUCUCAGACGAAACAGUGGUCCUGGGCCAGUCCGUGACUCUUGCUUGCCAAGUGUCGGCCCAGCCUGCUGCACAGGCCACCUGGACCAAAGACGGGGCUCUCCUGCAGAGCAGCAGCCACCUCCUCAUCUCUGCCACGCUCAAGCACUUCCAGCUGCUCACCAUUCUGGUGGUGACUGCUGAGGACCUGGGGGUGUAUACGUGCCGUGUGAGCAACACACUGGGGACGGCAGCCACCACGGCUGUCCUCCGGAAGGCAGAGCGCCCCUCAUCUUCUCCACGCCCGGACAUUGGGGAGGUGUAUGCUGAUGCGGUGCUGCUGGUCUGGAAGCCCGUGGAGUCCUACGGACCUGUGACCUACAUCGUGCAGUGCAGUCUGGAAGGCGGCAGCUGGAGCACCCUGGCUUCCGACAUCUUUGACUGCUGCUACCUCACCAGCAAGCUUUCCCCGGGGGGCCUGUAUACUUUCCGGACGGCCUGCGUCAGCAAGGCGGGCAUGGGACCCUACAGCAGCCCCUCAGAGCAGGUCCUCCUGGGAGGGCCCAGCCACCUGGCCUCGGAGGAAGAGAGCAGCAUCCCGCGGCCCACGCAGCCCCUCCCCAGCACGCAGACCUUCACCUUCCAGACACAGAUCCGAAGGGGCCGCUUCAGCGUCGUGCGGCAGUGCCAGGAGAAGGCCAGCGGGCGCGCACUGGCCGCCAAGAUCAUCCCCUACCGCCUCGAGGACAGGCCUGACGUGCUGCGGGAAUACGAAGCCCUCAAGAGCCUGCGCCACCCGCACCUGGCCCAGCUACAGGCCGCCUACCUCAGCCCCCGGCACCUGGUUCUUAUCUUGGAGUUGUGCUUGGGACCGGAGCUGCUCCCCUGCCUGGCGGAGAGGGUCUCCUACUCAGAAUCAGAGGUGAAGGACUACCUGUGGCAGAUGUUGAGUGCGGCCCAGUACCUGCACGCGCAGCGCAUCCUGCACCUGGACCUCAGGUCGGAGAACAUGAUCGUCACCGAGUACAACUUACUCAAGGUCGUGGACCUGGGCAAUGCUCAGAGUCUCACCCAGGAGAGGAUCCUGCCCUCCGAGGGCUUCAAGGACUACGUGGAGACCAUGGCUCCUGAGCUCCUGGAGGGCCAGAGUGCUCUCCCGCAGACCGACAUCUGGGCCAUAGGCGUCACAGCCUUCAUCAUGCUGAGUGCCGAGUACCCUGUGAACAGUGAAGGGACACGCGACCUGCAGAAAAGCCUGCGCAAGGGGCUGAUCCAUCUGAGCCGCUGCUACGCAGGGCUGUCUGGCGGCGCUGUGGCUUUUCUCCGGAGCACAUUGUGUGCUCACCCGUGGGGCCGGCCUUGUGCAUCAAGCUGCUUGCAGUGCCCGUGGCUAACUGAGGAGGGCCCUGCCGGCUCCCAGCCAGCUGCUGUGACCUUCCCCACAGUGCGCCUGCGUGCUUUCCUGCGUGAGCGAGAGAAGAGGCGGGCACUGCUGUAUAAGAAGCACAAUCUGGCGCAGGUGCACUGAGCACUGGGCCAGGUGGAAUUGGGGGGGGCGAGGAGAUCACCCUGCUGGGCUUCACCCCCUAGUCUUGCUUCUAGAACUUGCUGUAUAUGCACAGCAUGCCAAUAAAAAGCAGAACCAGA
Messenger RNA from Canis lupus familiaris (dog), 24147 nucleotides. It is a transcript of the gene OBSCN, whose product is annotated as obscurin, cytoskeletal calmodulin and titin-interacting RhoGEF. Gene Ontology annotation, molecular function: ATP binding; protein binding; protein kinase activity. The record is from RefSeq and is a predicted model, not a curated record. Lineage: Eukaryota; Metazoa; Chordata; Mammalia; Carnivora; Canidae. The coding region runs from base 161 to 24028 and encodes 7955 amino acids. The transcript has 105 exons. Gene Ontology annotation, biological process: protein phosphorylation.